AUGCUCGACAGGUUCCGGCGGAACACGUCCAAGAAGAGCACGGCGAGUAUGGAGUCCAAGGAAGAGGAGAAGACCAAAGGCAGUUCAGCCUCCUCCCCAAGGACUUCCAGGGAUGUGGAUCAUGCUUGGCAACUGGAGGAUGAGAAGGACGAGGAAGUGCGGCAGGUUCGAGCUUCCAGCCCUGGACUCGCAGCCUCCCCACAGUCGGCAGGCACCUCUUCGAAGGAGUGCAGCGACCUCUUGGGUGUGAAGGGCGGAUGGUGGCGCCAUCCGAUUCGAGCCAUGUGGCGCCUUGUCCUCACCUCGGCCUUGGCCACAGCAGAUGUCGCUCUGCGGGGCGGCGGGCUCCCAAGCUGCACAGGGAAACCCAACUUCCAACUAGCGCAGACCGCCUGGUGCGGCCAACAAGUGGAACCGGUGGCCUGUUACAAGGAGCACACCAAUGCCAAUCCCAUUUGGGAUUGCCACUUGUUUGCCGACGGCUGGUGCACCAUUGGCGGCAUUGCUUGCGCAUGGCCCGGUGACACCGGUAAGCCUGUGCUGCCGCCGCUGCCGCCACCGCGGCCGCCGGUCGUGCCAGGGGAAGCAACGCGCUUUGUAACCUGGAACCUUUACGUCUUCACCUUGGCUGGAAGGAUAAAUCCCGUGGUGGAUGAGCUCAUGCGGAUGCAGCCCGAGAUCGCAGCCAUUCCAGAGAUGUGGAGUGAAAAGGACGCCAUUUUGGCACGUCUCAACCAAGUCUCAGGCAACGUGUAUGCCUUUGCCACCGGUGGGGCCACUGAACAGUUCAACGACGCUGACAUCCUCUUCCGGUCCGACAAAUGGGAGCACAUCGAUAGCAACCUAGUGCCGUUCUCUGCAGGGCGUGCAGUGAACUGGGCAGUGCUGCGGCGCAAGGCGGAUGGAUACACCCUCAUCGCAGCAGGUACCCAUCCGUUGUGCUGCCGUGGGGACUACGUCAUCAUGGAGGCCGUGGACUUUGUGACGCGGACGCUGAGCGAGGUACAGAAGCGGCAUCCGUAUCCCAUCGUGCUGAUGGGUGACUUGAACACUGGCUACUACCAGCCCUCCCAGAAGCUCUUGCGCACCGGCGCCGUCGAGGCUUAUGGCCGCCACUGGGAGGUGCCCAUGACCUUCGUGGACGCUUGGGCACAGCUGCACCCCGAGGAUCCCGACCCUUCGACCAUCAACGACGAUCCAGUGCGCCUGGACUAUGUCUACUUUCAGAAGACGCCUUUGACGGUGGGACACUCACUGGUUCAGUCGCAGAUUUGGCCUCGCGCAGCCGGAUCAGAUCACCGUGCAGUCUCUGGAGAUCUGGAUCAGAUCAACUUGACGGCCGGCCAAGCGGAGCUCUUGGAACACCACCUGGAACGGCUCUCCUCGUAUGCGCAAAAGAUCGUGCAUACCUUGGCCUUCGCCACGCGGUUCCUUCCCCAGGACCGGAGCGAAGGUGACAGAGAAGCUCACGAGGUCGAGGUGAGGAGUGAAGUGUCCAGAGGAGGUGCUUCCGAUCCACGUCCCCAGCACGACGUGGACGUGAAGGUGGCAGCGGCCCCCAAGCGGUCCACCUUGCGCUUGAAGGACCGAGAGCUGUUGCAGAUCUACCGCGGCGCACAGAUGGAGGCAUGUCUUGAAGCCGACUGGCGUGGCUUGGUCACACCGCGCACCACCGCUCGAAGCGACAUGAGCCUCUACAGCGACAGCUCCACACGGCCGGAGUCUCUCACAGGUGACGACCGCGCGCGAGUGCUGCGGACCUUGUCGGAGGCCAUGCGCGCGCCCGGGCGGACGCCCUCGGUGCUGGCGGCGGAGAUCGCCCGGGACUCCGUGCCAGCCUUGCGCGGCGUCGACCGAUUUGCCUCUCGUGCCUUGAACGAGCUGCCGAGCUGCGAGGGGAAGCCGAACUUCCAACGAGGCUUGGCGCGGCGGCGGCGAGCGUUGCGAACCAACGGGGGGUGCUGCUUGCAGAUGAGUCAGCUGUCGGCUGAGUCUGGCGGUUUUGGGAAGCCCGACUUUGGAGAACCUCCACCAGAGGAUUUGAUGACCGGUUCAACUGGUUUUGGUGCUUCCCCUGGUCGGCUGGUAGACUGUUGGGGACAUAUCCGGAGAUGGCCUUUUGAGACUGAGAGGCUGAGGCCAUUUUUCUACGUUUAUCUCAACUUCAUGUCCCCCCUGGAGGAGAGCAACGCGAAUCCCAUUUGGGAUUGCCACUUGCAGCUGGAUGCAUCCUGCUCCUUUGGCGCCUCCAAAUGUGCUUGGCCCCUUGGGAUUGAUGCCGAAGGAGGCGCAGCUGUGGCGCCAGCGAGGCAGACAUCAGGCUCGAGCGUGGGAGAGCCGACCCGCUUUGUCACCUGGAACUUGUAUGUCUUCACCUUGGCCGGGCGCAUCCAGCCCGUGGUGGACGAGCUCAUGCGCCCCUUGGGCGGAAGCAUGCAGCCUGAGAUCGCGGCGAUUCCGGAGAUGUGGCACGAGAAGCACGCGAUCUUGGAGCGCUUGAACCAGGUCUCAGGGAACAAGUAUGCAUUCGCCACAGGUGGUGCCACUGAGCAGUUCAACGACGCGGACAUCCUGUUCCGCGCUGACAAGUGGGAGCACCUGCAAUCCGACCUGGUGCCCUUCUCCGCCGGCCGCGCCGUGAACUGGGCGGCGCUGCGCCGGAAGUCCGAUGGGAAAACCCUUUUGGCCGCAGGUACGCACCCACUCUGCUGCCAGGGUGACUAUGUGGUCAUGGAAGCCGUAGACUUUGUAAUUCGCACCCUGGGCGACGUGCAGAAGCGUCAUCCGUAUCCGAUUGUCCUCAUGGGCGAUUUGAACACCGGCUACUUCCAGCCCUCUCAGCAGCUCCUGAGGCAUGGACAUAUGGAUGCCUUUGGUCGACACUGGCAGAUUCCCAUGACUUUCACUGAUGCCUGGGCAGAGCUUCACCCGGGGAACCCGGACCCCUCCACCAUCAACAACGACCCGGUGCGCUUGGACUACGUCUACUUCCAGAAGACGCCUUUGCCCGUGGGCGAUGCCAUCGUCCAGUCGCAGAUUUGGCCUCGGGCCGCCGGAUCCGAUCACCGCGCCGUGAGCGGCGACGUGGUCCUCCGCUGA
This is a messenger RNA of Durusdinium trenchii, 3099 nucleotides long. NCBI's taxonomy places the organism in Eukaryota, Dinophyceae, Suessiales, Symbiodiniaceae. The record is from the annotation of a GenBank genome assembly.